Molecule: messenger RNA, 471 nt
Organism: Beta vulgaris subsp. vulgaris (sugar beet)
Lineage: Eukaryota; Viridiplantae; Streptophyta; Magnoliopsida; Caryophyllales; Amaranthaceae
Product: glycine-rich cell wall structural protein
Exons: 1
Coding region: 1-471 (156 amino acids)
Source: RefSeq, a predicted model, not a curated record
AUGGGGAAGGUUUUGAGAGCUUUAGGAAUGUCCUUUAUAAUGUUAUCAAUUGUGUUGUUGUUUGCAGGGUUGGCUGAGGGAAGGCAAUUGGAGCGAAAAACCAAUGUGGGUAAGGACGGUAUUGUAGGAGAAGGAGUUCAUGAUGGAGGUAUUGGAAGUAAUAAUAAAGGGCUUGAGUCUGGAGGUGUCCAGGUAAACGGCGAAGUGGGGUGGAUCCCGGGAGGCCAUGGUGGAAGUGUUGGUACAAGAUGUGGUUAUGAAGGAGGCCAUCAUGGUAGUGGUAGUGGUAGUGGUAGUGGCAGUGGUUAUAAGGGUGGAGGUGCUGGAAGUAGUGCUGUAGGAAAAUGGGGCACAGGAAGCAGCGGACAAGGAGGUUGUGUAGGAGGUGAUCAUGGAGGAGGAGCUGGUCGUGGUGCCGGUGGAGGACCUAAACGUGUUUAUGAUGGCCUUCAUGGUGAUGGUGGUUACUAA